Messenger RNA from Amborella trichopoda, 2433 nucleotides. RefSeq lists its product as uncharacterized. The record is from RefSeq and is a predicted model, not a curated record. Gene Ontology annotation, molecular function: protein binding. Lineage: Eukaryota; Viridiplantae; Streptophyta; Magnoliopsida; Amborellales; Amborellaceae.
UCCCCAGGCGGGCACUUUUUGCAACCCUCCGCCCCCCAAAGCCAACAACCCCCGCCCCCAAAGUUAGAGAGUGAAUAGAGAGAGAGAGAGAGAGAGAGGCGAUGGCCGGAAAAGCACCUCCCGUGAGGCCGCCGGCAGCGCCACCCGCCCCAGCGUCACCUCCGUCUGUAGAAGCCGACGUUGAGGGCGGCGUUGGCUAUGCUGAGUCUGUCGAAUCAUCGCCGCGCUCCCGCGGCACCACCGAUCCAUGGGAUGAUCCUACACCGCAGGCGGUGCCACCGGCGGGGUCGCAGAAGCUCCGCUUGAUGUGCAGUUAUGGAGGUCGCAUCGUUCCGCGACCUCACGACAAGGCACUUUGCUACCUUGGCGGGGACACCCGCAUCGUCGUUGUUGACCGCCACACCACUUUGGUGGAGCUGUCGUCGAGGCUCUCGCGGUUGCUUCUGAAUGGCCGACCCUUCACCCUCAAAUACCAGCUACCCAACGAGGACCUGGACUCACUGGUGUCCGUCACCACCGAUGAGGACCUGGAGAACAUGGUCGACGAGUUCGACCGCUGCCUCCGGCCUGCCCGCCUUCGCCUCUUCCUCUUUCCCACUCGCCCCCCUGACACCGCCGCUUCAUUGGGAUCAUUGCUUGAAGACUCAAAAGCUGAUUUGUGGUUUGUCGAUGCUCUCAAUGGCUCUGGCCUCGCCCCUAGGGGCCACUCAGCUGAUGCCGCCACUGUUGAUCACCUCCUUGGUGGUGUCAAUUCUGGCGAUGGCUUCUCGUGGCCCCCAGAGAAACCCCCAUCUGCUGCGCCAUCUGCUGCGCAGUCGGAAGUCUCACCGGCUGCUGGAAGUGGCGGGGUGGCAACUCAGGAGGUGCACUCAGUGCCGGACUCACCGAUGCUCGAGACCACGUCGUCAUUCGGGUCUGCAUCGUCUGCUCCUUACCUCUCAAACCUGCCACCGAUUCGCAUCCGCGCCGAGGAGAGCCCCAUGACCCUGCCGCCUGCAGCGCAGCAGACGAGCUUCGAAGAUCAUUUCGCACAGUUGGGUAUCUCGCAAAAGACUGAUGAAAACUUCAAGGAGAGCCCAGUCUCUGCCACCAACAAGAUCGCAUCCGAUGAGGAUAUCAACACAAAGAAACAACCCUUUCAGCAGGUUCCUCCAUCAAAACCCUCAGAUUUCCAGGAAGCAGCUCAGCCAAGAUACGAGCCCUCUGGUUAUUCGAUCCCAGCUUCUCAUGUGCUUUUGGAAUCAGAUGAAGGAGGUUUCCAAAAACAUGAUCUCAGAGACCCUUCAAUUCCUUACUUCUAUAAGGAUCACAACCUUGGUCCUCCUGCUUCGGCUUAUUCAAAGCCGGUGGUUUACCAGGAGCAGAAUCCUCCUGCACAUAUGGGUUCGAUCCCGAUUCGAGCCAUUCCUGCUCCAACCCCUGAUUCCACCGCUGCUGAUUCGAUGAAACGAGAGGCGGUGAUUCCUGACUCCAUUUACAAAACCCAGGUUCAAUAUCAUCCCUCUGGUUUCGUUCUCCAACCUGAGCAACAAUUCAUGCAUGCACCUCCCCAAUUUAUACACCAUCCCAGCCCAAAUUCCUAUUACCAGGUUCAUCACCUUCACCCCCAUCUUCAAGCUCAGCCUCAACAGCCGGAGAGCCAGCCACCAUACCCUGUGUAUUUCCUUCACUCUCAGCCUGUGAGGCCUAACCAGUUCCCAUAUAACUUGGCCUCAUUGCAACAACAGCAACAGCCCAAUUUGGUCGAUGCUCAAAUUUCGUCAUCCAGCAAGUCCCCAAUGGCCAUGGCUGAUCUGACCACUAAGCCUCCGCUUCCCACUACUUCUAUGGCCAAUCCUCGAGCCCCAAUUAAGCCAGAAGCCCCCCCUGUAACUGCUGCAACUAUGUAUCGAACAUCAACUGCACAAGCAGUUCCCUCUGCCCCGCUUGUUCAGAUGACAGAGUCUCUCCCACUUCAACCUCAAUUCACGAAUUACCAACAUUUUCUACAUCCUACCCAAGCCUCCUCUGGUGCUCAUUUUGGCUAUGAAUUGGGUGAUCCAGCGCAAGCUCAGGUGUUCUAUACACAAACCCCAUUGACCAUGAAUCCUCCUCCAGUGUACCAAGCUGCCAAUGUGGAGGCUUCUUCUCAGUCGCUCCCUGAUACAAAACAAGUGAGACCUUCGCAACCACUGUAAGUUUGAGAGAUGAUUUGUUGGGGUUCGAAAUCUCAGCGGUCUAAAUUUUGGGCGCGUGUGGUUUGAUUAUUUAGAUGUUAUUAUACUUGUGUGCUGUUGUUUGUUUUCGGGUGGGGAAUAAGUAGGGAAGUGGUCAUGUUGAUGGGACGUGUUUAUGUUCAUCUCUUCGUACAUUGUUCACAGUUUGUAUGAUCAGUUGUUGAAAGUGUUCGGUUUUAUUUAAUAAUAAAUACAGUGAGUGAUUGUUUGAUGCUUC